CGGCGUGGAAACCCCCCACUGUCGCGGGUGGAGGUGGCUGGACUUGCUAAGUUAUCCACACUGGCUUUAGGUUCAGAAGGAAAGUCCAAAGCUUGCAAAGGCAGAGCUGCAAACCCAUGCGCGUCAGAUUCCCUCACCUGGCGUCGGUUUCCGGCAGGAGGUCGUCAGCGUGUAGCGUCAGCGGCGAGGGUUUGACGGCAGUGUGGCGCCGACAGCGUCGUGAACGUCCUUCAGCUAAAAAAAAAAAACAAAACAUUCAGAAACAAAACUAUAGCGAGAAACAAACAAACAAACAAACAAACAAUGAGCGUUUUUGAUUUGUUUCGAGGUUUUUUUGGGUUCCCAGGUGGUAAUUUCCACGGAGACAGAAGAAGGGGCCCGUUCUUUGAGGGAAUGGAGGAGGAGGAGGAAGAGGAGGAGGAGGAGUUUGACUGGUUCUUCAGCGGAGGGGGCCCGGGGGCGGGGAGAAGGGAGGACCCCGGCGGGAUGCGCUUCCACGACAGACUCGGGAUGGAGGAGCUGCUCCGGGGAGUGGACGACCUGUUCAGAGGGGCCUCCCGACACCGCGGGUACCCCAGUAUUGGACCCCCAGAUUCGGAGGCGCACAGUCAGGGGGGCUCUUCUCUCCGGGACUCGAUGCUCAAGCACCCCGACAGCACCCCCGCUCCGGGAGGGGGCGCCCCUUCCCCUGCCCCCCGCACCCCCCCUCAAAAGGUGAGGAGCAGUCGAGGGCGCCUUUCAAUUACUAGCAACGCAACUCUGCAUCUUCAUGAGGACAGCUGGAGAGGGAUCGCUCCGAGACACGAGGCGGACUCGAUGAAGGAGGACAAGGAUCUCGAUUCCCAGGUCUCUUCAGAAGGUCUCGACACGAUCCUCCAGCCCAAGAUAAAGUCCUUCUUCAAGAGUGUCUCUGUCACUAAGAUCGUGGGUCCCGAUGGGACGGUGGAGGAGAGGCGCACAGUGAGAGACAGCCAGGGGAACGAGGAGACCACGGUGACUCGGACCCGGGCAGACCAGCGGGACGGAGAGCGAGACGGUGCCUCGGCGCAGUUUGCCGACACGCUGCCAGACCUGCACGACGAUUUCUCCAUCUUUUCAAAAAUGUUCCGUCGAUUUUUCAGCGGCCGUUGAGCAAGUGGGGGCCAAAGCGACUUUUGCAAACCUGUGUGUUUACCUGUACAGCAGGUGCAGAAGAAACUAUAUGAAGAAUUCAAUACAAAAAGACAGUCCAGGGCUGGGAAUCAGACUCCCGCUGCACAGCAGUGUGAUCCAGUCCUGCUUUCACUAGGAGUUUAAUAAUGAGA
This is a messenger RNA of Polyodon spathula (Mississippi paddlefish), 1304 nucleotides long. RefSeq names its product HCLS1 associated protein X-1 (gene hax1). Lineage: Eukaryota; Metazoa; Chordata; Actinopteri; Acipenseriformes; Polyodontidae. The record is from RefSeq and is a predicted model, not a curated record. The transcript is spliced from 7 exons. Gene Ontology annotation, cellular component: clathrin-coated vesicle; actin cytoskeleton; mitochondrion. Gene Ontology annotation, biological process: regulation of actin filament polymerization; negative regulation of apoptotic process. Bases 304 to 1131 code for a protein of 275 amino acids.